AUGUUCGCCACACCGAGAGUAAAGAAGAGCCUGCUUCCGCCCCCCAUUAAGAAGCGCAAGAUCGAACACACCGUGGAGGAGAUCUCUUUCAACCCCGAUGACCGCCAAGAGUACCUCACUGGAUUCCGCAAGAGGAAGCAGCAGCGCAUAAAACGUGCGCAGGAGGAGGCGGCGAGGAAGGCAAAGGAAGAACGGAGAGAAUUGCGGAAACAGAUGAGAGAGGAGAGACAACGCGAGGUCGAAGAGCAUGUGCAAAAAGUCAACGCCCUCCUGCGGCAAUCGGAAGUGGCCGGUGCGAUAGUCAACGAGGAAUCUGACUCGGAGGGGUCAGAGUGGGAGGGGAUCGAAGACCCACCAACGAACGAUAUUAUAGACCACGAGGACGAGUACAUAGACGAGGACAGAUACACCACGGUGACCGUUGAAUCGGUCUCGGUAACAAGAGACGGACUUCAUAAACCAAAAUUGGAGGAAUCGGAGGACGAAGGAGAUACGGAAGAAGCCAAGAGAAGGGAGGCAGAACAGACGAAAGAGAAGAAGAGACCGCCAAAGCAACCGAAGAAGAAGUUCAGAUACGAGUCGAAGAUAGAGAGGCAGAUCACGCAGCAGAAGCUAAAGGCGAAGAAGAAGGCGAGAAAUCAGUCCAGGUAG
This is a messenger RNA of Scedosporium apiospermum, 651 nucleotides long. RefSeq lists its product as uncharacterized. The transcript is spliced from 2 exons. Gene Ontology annotation, cellular component: nucleolus. The coding region runs from base 1 to 651 and encodes 216 amino acids. The record is from RefSeq and is a predicted model, not a curated record. Lineage: Eukaryota; Fungi; Ascomycota; Sordariomycetes; Microascales; Microascaceae. Gene Ontology annotation, molecular function: RNA binding.